Molecule: messenger RNA, 5279 nt
Organism: Triplophysa rosa
Lineage: Eukaryota; Metazoa; Chordata; Actinopteri; Cypriniformes; Nemacheilidae
Gene: shrprbck1r
Product: sharpin and rbck1 related
Exons: 14
Coding region: 280-2418 (712 amino acids)
Biological process (GO): positive regulation of canonical NF-kappaB signal transduction; proteasome-mediated ubiquitin-dependent protein catabolic process; protein linear polyubiquitination
Cellular component (GO): LUBAC complex
Molecular function (GO): ubiquitin-protein transferase activity; ubiquitin binding
Source: RefSeq, a predicted model, not a curated record
AAAAUACUAUGCCGUGAUAUGCAUGAGAGUAAAAAUAGGGAUAUCCCCUAGACGAGAAAGCAAAGCAGUUGCAGCAGUGAGCUUUUUCAACAGGAGGCGUUACGUUUCUUCUCGUAGUCAAGUGUUGUUUCCUGCUCUGACGCUGCUCUGGUCUCCUAAUGAAACUAAAUCAACGAUGGCAAGGCCGCUUACUUCCAAUGGAGUUGUAGAAUAUAUCCAACCCUCGAAUUAGAGCACGAAAUCAGUUGGUAGUAGGGUGUCAAAACAACAUAUGUCGGCAUGUCGCUGAGCUCAGGCGGGUGGACUCACACACCUCCGCCGGCCCAGCCAUCAUCGUCUCAUCUCGGCCAUGAGGCCUCGCAGUCGGGCUGUAACACCGUUUUGAUGUCGGUGAAGGUGUCGGUAUGCCACUCUGGUAUACGACCGCUUUGUCUCCCGGGCGCCGGAGACGAAUCUCUCCGUCUUCAGCUGAGCAUGGACCCGGGGAAGGCAGGGGAAUUCCGCCUCGCGUUACGGGACAUCAGCGGAGCAGCUGCUGGACGCAGUGUGUCCAUUGCUGAGUUUGACCUCAAGACUGUUCGCUAUGAAGUCAAGUCACCACAGUGCCAUGAACUGAGUUUGGCUACACCCCCACAUGAUAAGAUCACGUUCAACUUCCGCUGUGAGCAGGAAGCACAGGAGUGGGCCACUGUGGUGAUGUCAUCGCUCCGUGAGGCUCAUAGAGUGGCCAUCAGCUCCCCACCUGAGGAUGAACAGCAGCUUCCUCAACCUUCAAAUUCACAGAGCACCACACCAAUGCCACAUACAGAGGACAUAUGUGCAGAGCUGGUUAGCGCUAUAGAGGCAGGUGAUGUUCGGGGGGCAUCCAUUUGUGCGUCUUCCUUGGCUAAACAGAAAGCUGCUCUGUGCAUUAAGCCCUCUAAACAAAAUUACACAGACAUUGAAAUCAGCCUGGCUGUGGUGGUAGAGGACGCUUCCUCCUCUUGUUGUGUCACAGUAAACGUCUUCCCUCACUCUACCAUUGGUGCUCUCAAACAGCAAGUCUUCACAGACUAUGGUUUUCAUCCGCGUGUGCAGCGCUGGGUCAUCGGUCAGUCCUUGUGCUCUGAUCAGAGAUCUCUGGCGUCUUACGGAGUUCAGCGAGAUGGCGACACUGCGUUCCUUUAUCUUAUUUCUGCCCGUCAGGCCCGUCUCAAUCAGGCACUGUAUCAACAAGAUCAAGAAAGUGCUUUACUCGUGCCAUCAUCUAAUCAGCCCCGUCAAGAAUCAGCUGCCAAUGGGCCAGCGGCUCUGAACGCAGCAUCGCGACCAUACAGCACCCUGCCUACAAGACUGCACAACAACCAUAAUAGUCUGAGCAACAGUGCUAGUGGGACAGAGAGGUUGGGUUUGGGUGAAAUCCGUGACCUGAUCAACCUUGAGAUGCCCCAGCUGAAUGAAGCAAUGGUGCCCAACAGAACAAAUACACAGGGAUGGGCCUGCCCGACCUGUACAUAUAUUAAUAAGCCAACCCGGCCAGGCUGUGAAAUGUGUAGCGCUGACAGACCUGAAGGGUACACUGUUCCCGGGAACUACAGACCAGAUGCUUUGGAGCUACGACGCAUUCAGCAAGAAAAAGAAGCAAUCAGACAGUACCAACAGGCCAGAGAAGCAGAGCGCAGGGAGAACUUUGCACGUCUGGUGCAGAUUGAUGGACAGGAUCUGGUUCCUAAUCCAGAGAGAGUGGAGUGCAGGAUCUGCUACGUCGAGCUUGAAUCUGGGGAGGGAGUCCUGCUCCGAGAGUGUCUCCACUGUUUCUGCAAAGAGUGUCUGCGCUCUGUCAUUCUGAUGUCUGAGGAUCCUCAGGUGGCUUGUCCAUACAGAGACGAGGCCUACGCCUGUGACUGCAUCCUGCAGGAGAGAGAAAUCAGAGCUCUGGUGUCAGUAGAAGAUUAUGAGCGCUGGCUGCAAAGGGGUCUGUCUGUCGCAGAGUCACGAUGCGAGGGCAGUUAUCACUGUGCAACUGCUGACUGUCCAGGCUGGUGCGUUUAUGAAGAUACUGUCAAUACUUUCCACUGCCCAGUCUGCAAAAAACACAACUGCCUGCUCUGCAAGGCCAUUCAUGAAGGGAUGAACUGUAAGCAGUACCAGGACGACAUAGCAGCCCGUGCCAUCAAUGACUCUGCAGCUCGAAGAACCAGAGACCUACUGAAGACUCUUGUGAACUCUGGAGAGGCGAUGCAUUGUCCCCAGUGUGGCAUCAUUGUGCAGAAGAAGGAGGGCUGUGAUUGGCUGCGCUGUACUGUCUGCCACACUGAGAUCUGCUGGGUCACCAGAGGACCACGCUGGGGGCCUAAAGGUCCUGGAGACACAAGUGGAGGCUGCCGCUGCAAUGUUAACAAACAGAGAUGCCACCCAAAAUGCCAGAAUUGUCACUAAGACAGAGCAAGACAGGGAGGAAGAAGAAAAUGUAAGUGUGAAAAAAAAAGUGAGAAUGACAAAGAAUAGCCAUGUCUUAUAGCAUUUAUGACAUCCACCAAGUCAUAUUUCCACCUGUCUGAACUUACAGUUGAGUUACACUCAUAGGGAAGGUAAGCACAACUUUAAUGCAUUCUAAGAAUUCUGAACAUGUGUAGAUCUGUUCAAAAACAAAUGUUGUAUACGAGUCUUUGUCAUGAGGUCAUUAUGUAGGCAAGGGGAAAUCCAGCUGAAGAGUAAGAAUGGACCCCUCUUACUGGACAACUACGUCAGUCCAGUAAUCAUACUAAUAAAUAAACUAUAAAACAUUUUUGGCUGCCUUACGUUGUUAAGUACAAUCAAAUCAAAUUGUAAUUUCAACUUAUUUUAACUUUUGGCAAGUGGUUGAAUUAUAAAAUACUAGUUAAAAUUGCUUAACUUAUUUUAACGAGUUAAAGCAAUGUAAAGAAAUAACUUGUAAAGCCAAUUUGACUGUACUUAGGAAAACUUAAGGGAGCAAAACAUGUUUUACAGUGUUGCCUUCAAUUGCAAUAAUUUUAAUGGUCACAGAAAUGCUUUAAAAUCACCGUUUACGCAGCUGGUACAAAGUACUUUUAUUUAGGAUCAGCUGCAAAAAAUAAUUUAUUUUAAGUGUUACAACUUUACGACUAUUCUAUUCAGAGUUGUUUAAGGUAGGAUCUCUACUUGGAUGGUGCGAAUGAAUCAUUUUUGGAAAUGUUUUUUUUAUGAAUUGUCAACCAGACUAUGAAGCAUUGGUAAAUGACUAGGCUGUAUGGGUUUAGUCUUUCAAACUGUGAGGUCGUGACAUUUCAGAACCAUAAGCAACAUUGGUACAAACAGCAGUAUUCAAUAAAAAACAUUUUACUACAAAAAAAGUACAGUACCAUAUCUUAGUAGUGCUGACUCGGAAACUUAACCUAAACAAGCCGAGUCACCAUAACCAGAAUGAUCCCAGGAGGACAUAAAUAAAGCUCUGAUAGAUUAAAAAAGGGAAUCGUAACAAUACUGAUGUAUUAGACUUGACUCACUCUUAAAAGCUUUAUUACACUGUUACUGUAAAAGUGCCUUUUCUUGCCUGUUGUGAGUUUACCACUAAUAUUAGCAUUAGUGGAGUGUUAUAUUUUUAUUUUAUAUAUGUAGCUGUUGUUGUAGAUGUAUGAUCCUAAAUAACAGUAUGUGUGCAGUGUUUUCCCUCAACCUUUCCUAAGAAUCACAAGACAUUGUAUUUUGUGCAUUUGGCACAAUUUUUUACUAAGUAAAUUAACACAAACAGUAAAUGCUUUAAAAUGUGACAUGUUUUGUUAGUUGGAUGAGUUAAUAUGCAGCCUAGGGAUUUAGUAUUGUGAAUCAAUGCUACAAUGUAAUGUAAUGCUAAUUUAAUGGUCAGGGACCUGAGGUUUGUGUGUUCUGAAGCCACACCAACAUAUUAAUUUCCAAAGGUUUAAAUCUAUGCACUGUUAUAAAAUAUCAUUGCCCAAAGAAUUUACUUAUGCCAUCAAGGUAGAAAUACUUUACAUUUUCACAGAGUCACUAUUUAUAUUUAUAUUACACAAAAUGUACUAUGUAAGAUUAUAUUUGUGUAAAGCCGUGUAAUUUUACUAAUGUAUUUGUGGAACCUUUUGUGUGGAUGAAUGCAUUGACAUCAGGUGUAAAUUGCACAGGUCUUCAUUGGAGGGCUACUUCAACCUUUAGAAUGAUAAUACAGUGUACCCUCACUAUAAUUAAAAUAUAUGCACUAUAAAGGUCACUAAGUAGAGUACCUGCAUGUAUUGUACCAUUAAAAGAAGUGAAUAAAUACAGUUGUAAAGGUCCCUGCACCUGCAGAAAUCUUACUAGAAUAAUCUGACCUCAGGGUUGCAAGUCUUAAAUGUGCCUUACAGAUGACAGUACUGAGUACCUUUGUUAAAAUAUUUAAAACAGUUAAAAUAUUCUUUGCAUUAAAGAUGUGUACUAAUUUAACACGGCUCAUGGUGUUCUUAAAAAAAUACAAUUAUUUUGUUCUAUAUUUUGGAACGUUUUUCGCAUGAAAUGCAUUUUUUCUACAACACUAUAAAUCUGAUAAAAUGUGUUUAUGAAAAGCACUGUGUUACUUCAAUGUAAAAAGUUUUGCUGGUCUGCAAAGUUUUUCUUUACAAGAUAUUCUAUAUAACUUUCAUGUGAAAGCUAUAUAGUGAAACAGAAACCACAGGUGUCCACAAGUAGUGGUGGCGAGAUGAAGCCUCAUGAAGCUUUGAAGCUUUUUAGCCAAGUGGUUCACAAAAGGGUUCAUUUCUCGAGGCUUCAUUUGCUCACAAUACCAUCUGGUGGCCAAAGAGGGUAAAACAAGCAGAUACAUCACAGAUGUGCCCGAUGUGGUCUGUGAUGCACUGUAUUUUGCGCCAGUUAAGGCUAAGAAAUUUCCACAUAGACUAAUCUAAUAUGAAUAUAAUGUGUAUUUUCUGGUGGUAUAUAAUAUAAUUAUUGUAUAACAUAACUGUGUAAUUAACGUAUUGGCUUGAAAUAAAUGUGUGUAAAUCAAUUAUUUGGUCAUAAUAGGCAGAAGGGGCAAUAUUAUUAUUCUAAAACUGGAAAGUGUCUAGUUUCACUGGGCAGAGGGCAGUGAAUGUGCUUGUGGUGCUUGGUUUAUAUAGCUGUCAAAAUGUAAAAAAAAAAAAACAUUAUUAACUGAACAUUAGAAAUUUUACAAACAAAAGUGGCCUGGCACAAAAGAGCAAAUGUCGAAAUAGACAUCAGACAAGCAUUACAAAACAAAAUAAAAAUUAUCAUAUACCUUUGUAAAAACUGCAGUUAUUAACAGAAUAAUCCCCUUACUGAACCACUCA